Messenger RNA from Xyrichtys novacula (pearly razorfish), 3670 nucleotides. The record is from the annotation of a GenBank genome assembly. NCBI's taxonomy places the organism in Eukaryota, Metazoa, Chordata, Actinopteri, Labriformes, Labridae.
GCCAGAAACCAACCCUCUUUAUGCUGCAACAGACAGGGAUCAUCUGAAAGACAACACCCGUGGAGGACAAAACCUCAGUCAUCACCGCACCAACUGACUGGAUGAAGAAGAUUUAUCAUGUACUUCGAUGUAAAGCUGUAACGUUCAUGUUGUAGGACGCCAUGUUUGCUUGUAGAGGAGGCUACUUCAAAUUAGCUGAAAAUGUGCAGUGUGAGUUUUUCCCUUCAUGUUAUGGUCUUUAACCACCUGCUAGGUUUUCAUUUUUGAUCGAAAACAAACAGCUUUCGAUAUUUAUGUCUUUCUCUUUAUGAAAUGUGUCAUUUUGGGUCUAUAUUGUCCAUAUUUCGCGUCUUUUUUUGCCACUGAAUAAAGCCUUUGUUGUCAGUACGGGGUGCAGUAUGCUAGGAGGGGGGCGUUAUACGUGUUGCUAGGAUACUGGGAGGGUGCUGAUGGUGUUGGCGAGAUUUAACGUUGAUGCUAAUCUUGCUUUUUAAAAUGGAGGUGUUUUCUCAUUUAUAGAAAAGAGAGAGGGAGCAGAGGAGGAAACUGCAGCACUUCCUCAACGACUUGGCACUUCUGGGAUCAUUACAGGUCAGUGAACGCACCAUCAGGAAAAACAAAGCUAACCUGGUGGAACUAUCUCCUGAGUAAAAAUGUUGUUCCUGUUUCAGGGCUUCAAGUACUUCCAGCCUUGGCUUAGGGGGAAAGAGGAGUUGCUGCUGACUGUUGUUAAUGAAGAUUUGGUAGGUUGAGAGUGAUGGAUACAAAGCUAGAGGUUACAACAGUGAUAAAAAUGUCAACAUUUCCCUCUCUACAGGGUUGGCGCUCCCCAGGUUUUGUGGUGUCCAGAGCCUCCUCCUACACCUCCACCAGCAGCUGUAACAGCAGCGAUGUCUCCCCCAGCAGCAGCUCUCCCAGCCUGGACAGCCGGUGUAGCUCUCCUCUACCUGGGGAGCCUGCUGGCCCUCGAGACCCCCACACACACAAGCAAACCAAAGUGCAACCACAAACUGCGAGGUAGUUUCUGCUUUUGACAUGCUGAAGAUGUAAAUGUUUUUGUUUUCUUAAUUUUCCCAUCAUAGUGUGUUUUUUGCAGACUGAGAACACUUAAACACAUCAUUUAACCUGUUUUUGUGUUCUCUUGGACCCCAUCAGCGAGGAUCAUCUACUCCCUGCCUCCCCCAGCGAAAGAGAGAUAGCAGUGCCUGUAAGUACUUAGCCCCGUUUUCCAAAACAAGAAGAAGAAAAACAACAAAAAAGUAUAAAAACAGCUCUAACCCUGACUCUGCCACCACAGGAGGUGAACUGCACUCUUUUUUUACUGGCUGGCUACGUCAAAUAUGGCCGGCCCUACGCCUGGAUCCGCUCCAACCACGAGCGCCUGGUCAACAUCGGAGGCACCGACUCGCUGGUUAAAGACACGCCCAUGAAACUCAAGUCCAUCGCAGACUGGCAGACACGAGGUACGGAAACAAUGUGAGGAAUCCAAACAGGAGAAAGUUAUUGUUUCACUGCACAGAUUCAAUAAUUACCCCACUUUCCAUGAGCUAAAUGAGAUGCAGAUGCUGGAGCUGAACUUCUGUUUGAAGUGGAUCAGGCUUGUGGAAAAAGCUCCAGGUGUUUAUAUUACGAACUGUACCUUAGAGUACUUGGCUCCGACAAAUAUUUCACACAGUUUUGUGGGUUUUUUUCCUCUUCUUUCCUGGUUGUUUUUCUCAGGUAUUCGUGUUUGGGAUGUGGUCAGUGAGCUGGUUUGCCUGUGCACUGUUCCCUCUCCCUCUAACCCCUUCGCCCUGGACAUGCGCUACAUCAAAAACCUUCCCCUUCCCGACCGCUUCCUGGUCACAGGAGCUCUGAUGAACUUCCUGGAGAUGUACGUUGUGUACGGGAAUCGGGAUGAGAUGCACUAUGACAAAGGUUGGAUUCAUGAAAAACAAAAUGAUCUUUUUUUACUUAUAGGUUCUUUUUGUAGCCAGUAGGUGGUGCUGUUUAGCUACAUUAAAGACAGAGGACGAACAGCCUGCCUCCUGCUUUAGGCUUGGAUUUAACUGUAUGAAUAAUUGUAUUUUGUCGUUUCUUGUAAUCUAUUAGUGACUGAGGAGGUGAAGCCUCUGAGGCGUCUUCAUGUCCAGUCCCUGAUGGAGCUGCAGCGAGACAAAGAGAGCGCAGGAUCCGCCAGCAGCAGCACUGCAGCACAGGACUCCUCAUAAAAACGUACAAAGAUGUGGUCAAAUCUGUGCAUUUCCACUAACUUUGUGUAGACAUGAGAUAAGAAACAGGUUGUAAACAUGUAAAAUUGUGUAAACAUGCAAAAAAAUCAGUGCUAAACUUCCUUAUUGGUGCUUUAUCUGUGUAAUUAUGGGUAGUCACAUGUAUUUGAGUGUUUAAAAAUGUGAAAACUGUGGAGAAAUAACCCUGGGAAACAAGUCACAUGACUCAGAUUAGGCAUCCCAGGACCUCUCUGAAUGUCUCUUGCCCUGCCACCCUUGAAUCGUUCAAUCCUGCUCUCCCACACACAAACACACACACACUCUUAAAGACAGGAAUUCUGUUUUCUUCAGGCCAAAUAUAAAAGUCUGGAAUCAUUCACGGGGGUCAAAGCUGCACAAGUUAAAGCCUGUUAACUAUUUGUCUUCUCGAACGUCACAGCCGUGCAAAAACAAAAUAUUUUGGACACGUAAAAAUGUUGUAUAAAAAAGUUUUAAUACUUCAUAAAAUACAUAUUUAAAUAUGUACAAGGACAUAAAACAGCACAUUUAUAAAACACGCUUUAAGCAGGCACUUUUGACCCCCUUCUGUGAGAGGUUGUGCCGUUUGUAGUUUAAAAAGAUACAUAAAAAAUGUUAAGACUGGGUAUAAAAACCAAGUGGCACUUCAGUCAAAAUCAUCUCUCCGUAUAAAAAUAAAAAAAUAUAUUUCUCUAACUUGGUUUGGAUCAGAAACUUCAGCUAAUCCUCAACUCUCUUAUAAAAUAGAGUCCACCAUCAGGAGGACAUGUUAUGCAAUCCGGGUUAGGCCCCAGUUAGGGCACCUAUAAUGGCUUUGAUUAUGUGAGCAAGUAAAGGGCAAAGAGCUAAAAGCAUUAAUUGACUCGGCUGAUAAAUAUUCAAAGUCAUGGUCGGACAUGGAGAAGAAUCCGGGGCUUCUUGAGAGAAUUUGACGUCUCGAAUUUCCCCCCGUGAUUGGAAUGCAGGUGCAUGGCCGUGCAUUCCUCACAGAGGCUCCACAUUAGGAACACAGCGUUCCCAGUGUUCGGACGCAAACAAACCCCGCGAGUCAUGGCCGGGUGUGUUUUUUCCACCUAAAUGCUAAUAAUUCAUGGCGGAGGAUAGUCAGGAUCUGUGUCUUUCUGCUUGAGAUGAGGGUUUCAUUCAGCUGACUGAAUAAAGAAAUGCUGGAUUCCUUAUCUUGGGGUUCAGAUUUGACCCUAAAAAUAUCAACUGCUUCAUUUGCAUCUCAGAAGAGUUUAACUUAAUACUCUUGCGCCAUUACUCUGAAGCAUUUCUGUGUAAUCUCGGCCCAGAAAUCUCUCUACAUUCAUUAAAAAUAAAAAGAGAAAGAUGCUUCCUUGUGCCACAGGGUUGAAAAUAAAACAAUAACCUGUCACAAAUGAAAGUUAAACUAAAGUCAGCCUUUCAAAGGAAAAAUAAAGACUCUUGUCAUUUGUUUC